Messenger RNA from Fusarium coffeatum, 1902 nucleotides. RefSeq lists its product as uncharacterized. The transcript has 4 exons. NCBI's taxonomy places the organism in Eukaryota, Fungi, Ascomycota, Sordariomycetes, Hypocreales, Nectriaceae. The record is from RefSeq and is a predicted model, not a curated record. Gene Ontology annotation, cellular component: cell division site; microtubule cytoskeleton; septin complex. Gene Ontology annotation, molecular function: GTPase activity; GTP binding; molecular adaptor activity. Gene Ontology annotation, biological process: cytoskeleton-dependent cytokinesis. Bases 1 to 1902 code for a protein of 633 amino acids.
AUGAGACCUGUCUUGCCCGCGAACCAUCCUCUUAGUAGCCGUUCCCCAGCUCGGCCAGACAGCUUGGUGCGCAGUUCUACAACUGUGUCUACUACUUGUUUCAUUACCUCCGAGGCAGACCUCGACGCUCGCCGAGAUCGCUCACGUCCUCGCUUUCGCCAGCAGAGCGAUCCUCGCAAGUGUGGUCACAACUCGCGCCAUCCAUCAACCCCACGUCAACGACGUUCGUCUCCUCGCGCAUUCAGCAAGCCUACGUCGCCCACGUCAGAAUCUGACGAGUCGGAGGAACUAGUUGUUGGACAAGACUCUUUGAAUUCGCUAUCCCGGCCGAGCACUCCAUCUUUAAUCGGCCUUUCGCAUUCCGGUUCCGUCAUGAGCAUGUCCUCGCAAAGCUUCUCUCUCGCGGGACCCUCUGCAGAUGCUCAAAGUGAUUUGGUUUAUGGCAAUGGCAAUGGCAAUGCAUCACUAUCCAUGUCAGAUCUGGCGAAUAAUGAGGUCUACCAGAACACCACGAUACCUCAACUCAUCAUGCCUAGCUUAACAGUUCCUCGGCGCCGUCCCUUUUCUGAAGUGGGCAAGUCUUUGGGCAAACUGAAAAUUAUGGUUGCUGGACAAACCGGUAUUGGCAAAACUUCACUCAUCAAAACUUUGGCAGAACAUUGCGAACACAUCGUACACAUGGAUCCUAUAGAGAACCGCAAUGCAGUACAUGCUACGGAGACGUACGCCAGUUCUCGUCCCCAGCCCUGGUGGCGAUCUGAUUCGGAACUUACUGUAACAACAAGAAAGCGACUUCCCACCACCGGCGAUGUCCUAGACAGAAACGUGUGUUUUGUGGAAAGUCCAGGCCACGAACACGGUGCCUCUGGGCCCUGGCGUGAUCUACAUUACGUCGAAUCCCAUUUGACGUCCCUAAUGAACAAACCCAUGGCUGACUCUGAUCUCUUCACUCUAAUUAACUCUGGCGGCGAGCCAGUUGUGGACAUUCUACUUUACCUCAUUCCUCACAGCGGCCUCGGACAACAAGAUGCAGAGUAUAUUAAGCGUGCCCAACGCAUGACAAAUGUUAUACCUAUUCUUUCCCGAGCUGAUCAGCUCGAUUCAGAAACAGUUGCGCACAUCAAGCAACAAGUUGUGAAGUGUCUGGACGAUGCGGAAGUUGACUUCUUCUCCUUCGAAGGCCCUCAAUCGCCAAAGGAGUUGCACUGCGUGUACGCUGUCUCUACCGCAUCCCGACCGGAUUACGACACCAUGGAUGCCAGCGUCCUUAUGAAUUCGGAUUACAUCGCGCCGCUUGUCCCAACCGAUCUGAAUCGAUUGGUCGAUCAUAUCUUCUCUUUGGAUGGCAGCGCUCGACUACGCCAUUCCGCAGCUGUUAAGUGUAUCAAUUGGCGUCGUGACCAUGGCGACAAUCUGUUACAAAACGCUUUAUCGAGUGGGACUAUGGUUUCAAGAUCUAUUCCCGAGAGGGCGUUGAGAUUAAGGUCCUUCAGGAGAACUCCAAGUUGGGACCGAUUGGAACUCUAUAAUUGGGCAAACAAUCUACGCCAGAGUCUUCAGUCCGAGAGGCUCUAUCACUUGAUGGAAGAGAGGGCUAUUUCAAGUGCUGCUGCAAGAGAAUCUAGUCUUGUUCAUGUUGCUAAAAGUCGCAAGCCAACUCGUUCUAAGAAACGAAAGGACCCAACGCCAACUCACCAGGAUCCACUGGGCCUCCUAGACAUAGGAGGAAGUCUCAAACAGAAAGGCAUGCUUGCACUAGAAAUGGUCAGUAGCGUUGGGUUGGUUGGGCUGGUAGCCUCUAAAAUCGUUCACACCGGCGUAUCUGGCGGAAUAUGCUCCGUUGUGGAAUCGAGGAGAGGCGGCAUGGAGGUUGGUCGGCUGAGUAUGGUUCUGUCCUUUUAA